UCGUCUUCAAGAGAAUUUGUCGUUCACUAAAAAGUUUUAAGUGUUUUAAAAUGAGCAUUUCAAAAGGACUUUUAUUAUUUUGUGUUGUGUUACUCGGGGUAUUAUUAAAUGGACUGACAGCAAGUGAUGAAAACAAAUUGGAUAUGAAAAAGUCAAUUGAAAAUUGUGAAAAGGAAUUAAGUUCAACAUGUUUGAAAUUGGAAUUUUUAAAAGUUCUUGAAAAAUUAACAGAACGAAAUGAAAUAAAUAUUAUGCCGGGAUUAAGUAUAAUAAGGGAUACAAAUGUUACAAUACCGAAAAAUAACGAAUUGAUUGCUGAAAUUGCCCGAUCUUUUCCAAACGAUCCUGACCAACGUUUGAAUAUUUUUAUUAUGAACAAAAUUAAAAACUUUCUUGAAUCCCGUUUGCUGCGACUAAAAUUGCUACUAUCGGAUGAGCCAUCAAUAGAAGAUACUUCAGUAACAAAUGGACGAACCGAUAGAUAUUACAAGAAAAGUGGAAUGGAGACCCUAGUUGCUACUGGUUUAAUGAUGAAAGGAACCUUACUGGCCAUGGGAAUGGGAACUAUUGCACUUAUAGCUGGUAAAGCUCUUAUGACAGGUUUAAUGGCAUUAACAAUGACAAGUGUUAUUGGAUUGAAGUCUUUUACAUCACCGGGUAAAUCAGCUGUUUAUGAAAUUAUCGCCAAACCUGUUUACACACCAUACCAUUCACAUUCUGUAGGUCAUGAUAAUCAUCAUCAUCAUCAUGGUGGUCAUCAUGGAGGUCAUCAUGGUGGUCAUCACAGCGGUUGGGGGGGCAGUGGUUGGGGUGCUUGGGGUGGUUGGGGUAGAUCGUCAAAUGUUGAUUUACCAACAAAUUUGAAAGCACCCUCAUUAUAG
This is a messenger RNA of Eupeodes corollae, 881 nucleotides long. RefSeq lists its product as uncharacterized. Bases 51 to 881 code for a protein of 276 amino acids. The transcript is spliced from 3 exons. Lineage: Eukaryota; Metazoa; Arthropoda; Insecta; Diptera; Syrphidae. The record is from RefSeq and is a predicted model, not a curated record.